AUGUGAGUAUUUAUAAUGUAGUCAAUAUUUUUGUUUUACAUUCAGUUUGAUUGAAAUUGUGGAGAAUGGCGCAUCGUUUUAUAUUUCUGUCCAUUUUAUGUGGACAUCUUUUGUAUUCCGUGAAUUGUUCGACACCUAUCCAAAGUAGCGCCAAGGUUGCGCCAUUUCUCACCUAUCUUUGCGAUGAUGAUUUAUUGAAAAGUGCGGUCAACAAGGUGGAGCACUUGAGCCUUAAAUUGGAAAAUUAUAAUUUACGCAUGCAAAGUGAAUUGAUAGCAAUGAAGGAGCAACUUCUACAUGAAGUAAAAACUAAUCUGGAAUUAUUUGAUUUGAAAACUACAACUAAGUGCAAUGAAGCCAAUAAAAACCUAGAAACAGUGUCCCCAGCAACGAAGAAGCCCUCAUCUUGUACUGAAGCGAUGCGUACGGAAAACGGCAAAUAUGCAGCGAGUGGCGUUUAUGAACUUUACUUACCUGCAUACCUCCAUAACGCAUUCCAUGUAUACUGCCUUCGAGACCCCAAUGGUGGCGAACCAUGGACUAUAAUUCAACGUCGUCAAAGCAAUGACACCGACUUCUAUCGUGGGUGGAUUGAGUAUGAACAGGGUUUCGGCGAUUUGAAUGCAAAUUUUUUCCUCGGCUUAGAAAAAAUACAUGCCCUGACACAUUCGCAACCACAUGAGCUUUGGUUUGAAUUAGAGGAUUUUCAAAAUGAGAAACGUGUCGCUAGUUAUGAGAGUUUCGCCAUUGGCAAUGCUCAGGAUAAAUAUGAAUUAAUUGCACUUGGGCAAUAUACAGGCACAGCCGGUGAUUCGUUCACAGCGCAUCGCGGCGAAAAAUUCACCACUAAAGAUAGUCAUAAUGACAAGCAUAGCGAGAACUGUGCAGUACUUUAUACGGGCGCUUGGUGGUAUCAGAAAUGUCAUUCCAGCAAUCUAAACGGCCUAUAUUUAGGAGGAGAAUUUCCAAAAGAUAAGUAUGCUAAAGGUAUGGUGUGGUAUGCCUGGCGUGGGCAUUAUUAUUCACUCAAAUACACACAUAUGGCUAUAAGACCAAAAUAUUAUAAUUGAAAUAUUUUCCAUAAUAAAUAAAUAUUUAUUUAUAUAAUAGUUAAAUGAAA
Zeugodacus cucurbitae (melon fly) is the source of this 1120-nucleotide messenger RNA. RefSeq names its product microfibril-associated glycoprotein 4. The record is from RefSeq and is a predicted model, not a curated record. Bases 66 to 1070 code for a protein of 334 amino acids. Lineage: Eukaryota; Metazoa; Arthropoda; Insecta; Diptera; Tephritidae. The transcript has 5 exons.